CUUAAACGAACGCCUCUGCUCGGUCGCUCACUGCCUUUGCUUGCGCGGUCGUCGAAUCGCAACACGCAGCGACACACUCGCGCAACCCUCGGCGUCGUCGGAGUCGGACCUCAGAAAAAUUGGUAGAAAUCGGCUUCAAUAGAGUGGUGACAGAAGUCCAAGAAGAAGAUGGGUACUUCAACGGCACUUCGAGACCUACAGCGGGAUCUCGAGAACAAGGCUAAUGACUUGAGCAAACUCCAGAAAGACAUUGCCAAGAAUCACCAAGUGAGGAAGAAGUACACUAUCCAGCUUGGGGAGAAUGAGCUCGUCCUUAAGGAGUUGGAUUUGCUUAGUGAAGACGCGAAUGUGUACAAGAUGAUUGGUCCUGUACUUGUGAAGCAGGAUCUGGCAGAAGCAAAUGCAAACGUGCGCAAGAGAAUUGAUUAUAUCUCUGCUGAACUGAAGCGUCUUGAUGCGACUCUGCAGGAUCUGGAAGAGAAGCAGAACAGCAAGAGAGAUAUGAUCCUGAAGCUACAACAGAGGAUUCAAUCUCUUCAGGCUGGGAAAGCAAAGGCAUAAUCUGGACCUGGUAUAUGUU
Molecule: messenger RNA, 580 nt
Organism: Rhodamnia argentea
Lineage: Eukaryota; Viridiplantae; Streptophyta; Magnoliopsida; Myrtales; Myrtaceae
Product: prefoldin subunit 6-like
Exons: 6
Coding region: 169-561 (130 amino acids)
Biological process (GO): chaperone-mediated protein complex assembly; protein folding
Cellular component (GO): prefoldin complex; cytoplasm
Molecular function (GO): protein-folding chaperone binding
Source: RefSeq, a predicted model, not a curated record